CUUGCUAGCAGCAGCUCGUUGUUCGCCUUGUUUCGUUUUGUCCUGAGGGAAGGAGUAUGAAUGCGCUAUCCGCACGAGGGACAGGGGUAGUUGCGCGCUCUCUUUGUGAUCUCACGUUUUUGUCACAAUGACUUCUCUUUACUGCACGUCACUUGAUUUGCCGCGGAAGAAGAAGCGUCAGCCAAAAUAGAUUUUACUUGCUUACCUCUCUGCCGCACAAGCUGGCAGCUUUAUUGCUUCCCUUAGAAUCUCCACCCAACAUUAUGAAAGACCUGGAACGGCAGGCUGCCGGCGUUGCGGGGAUUGGGAUUCUUGCCCUCUGCUUUCUCGGUGGAUAUGCGGAAAGUACGCGGGAAAGCAUUUCCUUGGAAUCCUUGGUGAAGGUUGACAACGCGGCAACUGCGGAAAUUCUGGCCGGCACCAUCCGAAGCGUCGUGCUUUGUUUCUUCUGCACCGGCGUGAUCGACGUCAUCGUCACUCUCGCCCUGCUGGUCUAUUUCUUCGCUGUGGGCACCAAGAAUCUUCGUUUUCCAUUUCCGCUAUCGGAGGAAUCGGACGCUCGCGGGACCGUCUUUUUCCUGACUGCUGCACUUGCCGUGUUGUUUCGUCUCGCCUACGCGUGCGUCAUCAUCUCCUGCUUGAACUCCCUCGUCCAAGUGCCGAAGCUCGUGUUGGUACAAGCAACGCUCACCGACGAACAGCGAGCAGCGCGUUCUUUACUCAUAAAACAGCUUUGGGACGCCUUCUAUCUCGGGUUUAACGGCGUUGCGCUUGGACUUUUCGGCAUCCACCUCGGCUUGCUGGCAGUGCCGCUCGCGCUGGUCAAAAAGAACUUCUUCACUCAACUGAUUCUGCCCAUGACGCUGGUAGCAGCCGGCGUAGGCUACACCGGGGACGCAAUUGGAGUUUUUCUUCAGGACAAAACGUACGGGUUGACGUCGAGUGGUCUGUUUGUCGGCGAGGUUUUGCUGAUGAUCUGGCUGCUUGUGGCGAUGGGGAAAAAAGGACAAGAGAACGAUCAAGGACAACAACCGUUUCUGCAGUGAGAUGAAGGGCCUUUUGUGUUUGAAAGACGACUGUACAAUGUGGAUAUUCGUGUAUUACGAGAUCAAUGGCACGUCGAACUUAGAGAGUUGGACACAUCAACUUACUUGGUUUGAUUUUCAUUGCCUCUGGUCCCAGAGCAAUUUCUCACCGGCUGCACUUACGAUCCUCGGUGACAGAUGUUGAAACAAUAUCCCAAUUCCACCUACUGUGACGAGCUUCAGUAACGCAAGCAAUUCAGUUUUUAAUCUGUGAUGCGUCUGCGCCUGAUCAUGAAGGAUCUCUGAUGCAAUACUUAGUGGAUUGAACUCCGGUAGUUCAUCCAGGAGCGCAAAAGUCAUGUUCAACACGAC
This is a messenger RNA of Amoebophrya sp. A120, 1397 nucleotides long. Lineage: Eukaryota; Dinophyceae; Syndiniales; Amoebophryaceae. The record is from the annotation of a GenBank genome assembly.